UCCAUUUAUGCACGAGACCGACAAAGGCAAAGUUAGCGAAGAAUCGACAAAGGAGAGAGAGAGAGAAGAGAGGAGAAGGGGCUGCUUCUGCUUCUGCUUCUCUCAACAGCUGAAGCCACAACGGUAGCUGCGAAUCCCGGCGUCGAAGGCGAAGGGGAGUCGACGGCGGCUCGGCGCCUCCAUUCUUUCUUCUCGUCGGUGCUCUCGAGCAUCUUCUUUGCGCAGCAGAGCCAGGAACAAGAAGAAGCAAAAGGAGGAGAAAGAGGAGGAGGAGGAAUGGCCUCAAAGCAACAUAACGCAGUCGCUCCGCAGCAACCGAGAGGUAAGAGAUAUACUUCUUCUUUGGACAAUUGAGGAUGGUUAACGUCCGCAGUGCUGAAGGGUCAGAAUUGUCACCUCAAUCGGACCAAAAAUCAUGAAGAUCCAACACUAACCAUUUCUUUUUCAACCUUUUGUCUUGCCCUCCCUUUUAGGAAGUCGCAGGUCCUCAUUUUCCUCGCGAUCUCUGAUUAUAUAUCAUUUUAUGCCUACUUUAGAUUCAGAUAAUCUUAUGUUAUAUUGGUUUCUUGCGGAAGCUUUGGUGCGCAACGGUUGGCAAACUUCGCUGCUGUCACAAAGGUCUGCAGACGAUCCGCUGCUUCGCAGAGAAGCACUUCUAGAUAUCAAUCAUUUUACUAAAACCAUCAACAUUGUGUGCAGAAGCCUGUAGCUGUUCCCGCCGAUGGAGCAGUAGGAAAAGGUGGCGUGAAACCGGCCAACAAAAAGGCUCCCACUGUGAGCUUCGGUAAGAAACCAAUGUAACAUAAGAUUAUUUGAAUCUAAAGUAGGCAUAAGAUGAUGUAUAAUCGGAAGAGAUCGCGAGGGAAAUGAGGACCCACCGAGUAAUGAGACGAUUAAUCUGCACCUGCGACUUCCUAAAUGGGAGAGCAAGACAAAAGAUUGAGAAAGAAAUGGUUAGUGUUGGAUCUUUGCGGUUUUAGGUCCAAAUUGAGAUUGAGGUGACAAUUCUCACCCUUCAGCACCGCGGACGUUAACCAGAUUACCACCGCAAAAACUAUCCUCAAUUGUCCGAAGAAGAAGAAGUAUAUCUCUUACCUAAAUAAGAAGAAAGAGGCGACGAAGCAGGUGUCGGCGACGACAACAACAGCAGCAGCAGUAGCAGCUAAUGUCGGUUCUCGCGGCAAACCUUCUCGAAAGAAAGUCCACACUUUCACUUCCGUGCUCACCGCUCGCAGCAAGGAUGCUUGCGGGUUAACUGGGAAACCGAAAGAGUUGGUACAAGACAUCGAUGUGUCUGAUGCCGAUGACCAAUUGGCUGUUGUGGAUUACGUCGAGGACAUCUACAAGUUCUAUAAACUCGCCGAGCAUGAGAGCGAGCCGACCCCACGACUACAUAGACUCUCAGGUCGAGAUCGAUGCGAAGAUGGGGGCCAUCCUCGCCGACUGGAUAAUCGAAGUGCACCAUAAGUUCGAACUCAUGCCCAAGACUCUCUACCUCACGUUUUACGUCAUCGAUCGGUAUCUCUCGAUGGAGAUGGUGCCGAGGAGGGAGUUGCAGCUUGUGGGUGUCGGUGCCAUGCUUAUCGCUUGCAAGUACGAGGAAAUAUGGGCUCCCGAGGUCAAUGAUUUCAUUUGCAUAUCAGAUAGUGCAUAUACCAGGGAGCAGAUACUGGGGAUGGAGAAAACAAUUCUGAACAAGCUGGAAUGGAACUUGACUGUUCUGACGCCGUACGUGUUUCUCGUGAGAUUUCUGAAGGCUGCAGCCAGUGAUAAGGACGUGAGGACUAUGCAGCAUAUGGUCUUCUUCUUCGCCGAACUGGGCUUGGUGCAAUACCCGAUGAUCAUGUAUCGUCCAUCGAUGGUCGCUGCUUCCGCAGUCUACGCAGCCCGCUGCACGCUGAAGAAGAGCCCUUUCUGGACCAAGACGCUGAAGCGCCACACUGGCUUCUCCGAGCAGCAGUUGUUUUCGAUCCACCGCGGGUUCGGAACGUUAGAAGACUUUCAAGGACGAUCCAAGGACACGUGAAUCAACCUCUACGAUUCGGGCUCGUCGCGUAGUAGCGUGAAUCGCUUCCGCAAAAAGGUACGAAUCAAUACUUCCGCUACGUUCUACAGGUUUUGUGCUGCAUACUUGCAGGGACUGUAGUAAGAUCCUGGUGAACGCGCACGCAACCGCAACGGAGAGCAAGCAAAAGGUCGUGUACAAGUACUCCCACGAGCAAUUCGCAGCCGUGGCUCUGCAUCCUGCGGCGACGAAAAUGAUGGAGGAGUUGAAGAAAUUUUCGAUCGAGUGAUCGUGGGUUGUUUUCUGUUCUUUUGUUCUGGUUUUGCAAGACUUUGAUAAUUCGUUAUUUUUGUUUGUUUCGCCGUGCUUUCGAGUCUACAAGAGAAUCAAUCAUCUCAGUGGUGAUGAUAGGAAUUAAGGAUGUGUGUGUUCUCUUUCCCAGGUGUGCAUACUCUAUUCCCAGGAGUAUGGUGUAUCCUACAGUUCAUUUCUGUUUCUGAGGAGGGUGCACUCUACCCAGGAGUACAAUUUACAAUUUAUCCAAUUGUCAAUUUGAUUUGCUUCCAUGUAUCUGAAUCUAUUGAUACAAUUGCUAUUUGUAUAAUUCUCCCAAAAUUUAGUGUGAGAUUUAAGCUUUUAAGA
This is a messenger RNA of Ananas comosus (pineapple), 2647 nucleotides long. RefSeq names its product cyclin-B1-1-like. Gene Ontology annotation, cellular component: cyclin-dependent protein kinase holoenzyme complex; centrosome; cytoplasm. Gene Ontology annotation, biological process: mitotic cell cycle phase transition; regulation of cyclin-dependent protein serine/threonine kinase activity. NCBI's taxonomy places the organism in Eukaryota, Viridiplantae, Streptophyta, Magnoliopsida, Poales, Bromeliaceae. The coding region runs from base 1289 to 2026 and encodes 245 amino acids. The transcript is spliced from 7 exons. Gene Ontology annotation, molecular function: cyclin-dependent protein serine/threonine kinase regulator activity. The record is from RefSeq and is a predicted model, not a curated record.